UACACUACCCUCCGCCUCGAUAACGAACCGUUACCCUAAUCACCUUCGUGCUAGUUCAACACGUGUUUCUCAUCAACCUUCUAUCUUAGGCAGACGUGCGGAAGCCUCGAGGCGCAGCAUGCACCCCUCAUAAGCGCUACCAGAUUUUGAACGAGGUUCUCUACUUUUCUUUCAGCUCUCUUCAUCCUGCAUCUCUUCAAUAGCAGAGCCACCAUACUCACGUCCUGGUGACUGAGCAAUAUACACAAUUAUCCAGCCUUACGGGUGUUUUCGUACCCUAAUCCAUUUUAGGUUAUCCGCAGAUUGACCAAAUCAUGCUCCCCAUCACCGAAUUCCAGGUCGCGUUUUGUGGGAUCGCGACCUUUGCGGCCACUUUCGGCUACGCUUGUGCUCGUAGAGCCUCCUCCCUGGGCGCGCAACCUAGCCACGUCGAUGUCGAACCCGAGGAGAAGUCUCUCAAGCGUAAGCUCGAUGACUCUGAUGCCGAAUCCGAAGGGGAACAGGAGAGACCUGUCAAAAGGAGCAGAACGCCUCCUAUCGACCACGAGGAGGAAGAGUGGGAAGUUGUCAUUCCACCUCCUUUGUGUCAAGAGGCGCAGAACGCGGCACCCCAUCCUGAACCAACUGUGCGACAGGAAGUGUCCAUAGCUGCUCAAGACGGGACCGAGCAAGUCGCAGAAGUCGCUACAAGCGCUAAUGAGCCCACUCCAGAAGCACAUACUCCACCGGUUACCAUUGAUAACGAAAAUGUCCAGCCGGCCGAACCACAGACGGAAGAGGUUGAGCCACGACCAAAGCAUACUGAGAGUCGGUCACAAUCAUUGAGUCCCAAUGAACCUAGCGAGCCUCGCCCCGUUACGCCGCCACCUACGGCUCCCAAGCCAGUCACUCCCAGGCCAAAUGCGACUGCUUUCUCACCUUUCGCAAGCCUAGGCACUCCUAAACCGAAUGCGAUUGCUUUUUCCCCUUUCGCAAACUUAGUCACUCCUAAGCCAAAUGCGACUGCUUUCUCAACUUUCACAAACACCAAGUCUCCUUUCACUAAGUAUUCCAAUACUCCCUUCCCGUCUUCGACGUCGACUUCCACACCUGCUUGGCGAUGCGGCGAAUCUCGUACUCCAGACUUGCCUGCUGAAAACGCGCCUGCACCGUGUCCGAAUGAUAAUGCCCCCUCACCGUCUCCAAACGAUGCUGAGUCGUUUUCAGCCAGUGCUCUAGGGGACCGUGCGCAGGCAUCGACAGUACCUAAAGCAUCCUCUCUUGUAACCGGUGAAGAAGACGAAUCCGUCUCCGCAGAGCUUAAAGGCGUCAAACUCUACAUAAAGCGCGGGCGCAAAGAGUUCACGGAUGGUAAUUAUGGGCACAUCAAAGUCCUGACGCAGAACGAGCGCGAACGCCUGCUAUUCAGACGUGACCCCCUGGGCCAGGUAUCAAUGAAUGUAGCCUUGCGGCCCGCAGUGCGGUGCCAUUAUGAUGCAGGAGAAAAUAUUCUCCGGGUCGUCCUGAUGGAGCAGGUUGCCGUUGAGGGGAAGGAACCGAAGGACGAGGUUGUGAUCUAUGCCCUCAAGCCGGGGCGUUCAUCGAAGGCAGACUUCAAGGUGUUUGCAGAAACGUUAUGCGCAAACGAUCGUCUGAAGGCGGUACCAUAAUUGUCCUCCUCGGAGUCGAUGGCAGAUGUCAUGUCGCAAGAUGCUGGUCAUCUCCCCUGGAACGCGUGGGCGUUCGGGUAGAUCGAGUCGUAUGACAGGGAGGUCAACAACUCUGACGCAUGUACAAAAUUGGCCUUGGUUAAUGGAAAACCUUACCAAGUCCAGACUACUGAACAGUUAUGGAUAUCCCCACACUGUAUAUUGAAUACCCACUAACGACUGAACGCAUUGUACAAAUUUUCGCCCAUGUUAUAAUGCCCAUGUGUAAUAGGUCAAAUGGCGCGAAUUUGUAUUCAUAUACUUGAUAGAAUCAUGAUUCUGGUGUUAA
Molecule: messenger RNA, 1977 nt
Organism: Suillus paluster
Lineage: Eukaryota; Fungi; Basidiomycota; Agaricomycetes; Boletales; Suillaceae
Exons: 8
Coding region: 315-1649 (444 amino acids)
Biological process (GO): intracellular transport
Source: RefSeq, a predicted model, not a curated record